Molecule: messenger RNA, 5040 nt
Organism: Wasmannia auropunctata (little fire ant)
Lineage: Eukaryota; Metazoa; Arthropoda; Insecta; Hymenoptera; Formicidae
Exons: 6
Coding region: 982-3399 (805 amino acids)
Biological process (GO): hemocyte migration
Cellular component (GO): membrane
Molecular function (GO): growth factor activity
Source: RefSeq, a predicted model, not a curated record
CCGCGACAUUCUGUCCGCGAUACGAUUCGGCGUGAACGUGUCGCGUCCUCCUCCGGGACCUCCACCGAAUCGCCCGUGUCCCGGUACGGCAAACCACCCCUCACGAAGGAAUCGAUGGUGAACGGAAGAGACUCCUGUGACACCGCACUCCGAAAUCAGAUGGUGAUCGGAUGGUGCAUGCGAGGGAUGUUGUUUAGGGGUUGCUCGUAAAAAAUAUCCCGAGAAAAUAAUCUAGUGAAUGAAAAAAUCCGAUCGCGGAGAUGGUUGUUGGAUUGUCCGGAACGUGGUGAACAAACUGACUUAUAAGAUGAAUCGUGGACAGUAAUUUAACAUUUUUUUUUUUUUUUUAAGAUUAAGGGGGUAGAUUCUUACUUGAGACCAUACCGGCAACUUGCGGAACGCGGAGCGGCACGAGAUGACAUUGUCACGAAUCGUCCUCGCGAACGAAUUCCGGUAUUUUCUGUGAGAUUCAGGUGAUACAAGUAAUCAGUGGCGGGCACACCGUAGUCCUUUCGCAGCGGUCUCCUACGUCGCCGAUUGCACUGGAGCCGCGCCAAAGGGAGUCGCGUUCGGGAUUGCCCCGCCGUUUCAGGUUCCGCGGUCACCACGUGGUCACUGCAACCUGACCACGACAUCGCCGCGACGUGCGGUUGAAUUUAGAGAGACAGAGGUAGAAACGAGUCUGCGGUCAGGGAAAAUUGACAGAUUGAAUUGUCGGCUGAUCGGCAGAAAUCGUCAGGUGCGGCGCCGCGGCGUGCCGUUUCGGUUCGAUCGAUGGAAUGAUCGACGUAAUACGGCCGAUCGUCACGAGUGCUGUUGCUACUGCUGCUCGACAAUCGAGUCGGCUCGAUGCGUCGUUAAGAGACACGCGACCGGCGAGAUAUCGGGAGGUGAUCGACAGGUGCGACCGCGCGAAAGCCGCAGUCACGUGGCCCGUGAUGAUGUAAGGUGACCUAAGAGGAACGGUGCUGCGGAGACGAAAUGACGCGCGACAGGAGGCUGCUGCUGCUGCUGGGCCUGCUGAUGGCUUACGGCCUCUUCGUGGUCGAGUGCCGGUACCAUCAGCGCGAGGACGCGACGACGACGGAGGCGAGACACCGACAUAGGCAUAGGCACGAGUCCUCGAAUCGAAGGGGCCAUCACGAGCUCGACGGUAGAAAAUCCUGGCAAGAGGUGGACUACGAGUACGACGGGGAUUCCGAGGACCCGAGCUACGAAGACGACUACGAGGUGCGAUCAUAUUACGAUCAUCCCCGAUCGCAUCAUCGAUCUGUGCAGAAGAGUUAUUACAACCGGAUGUUCGAGCCGCGCUAUCCGUUUAGGCAUCACGGCGACGGAUAUCACGCUGGAAGCGGCUGGUACGAUGAGAAUAACGACAGACGCAGAAUCCCAUCGUGGUAUAACACGAAGACUCACCACCGUUACAGGCCCGACAGAACUUACCAUAGGCCGGCGUACUCGCGUAAUCGCGACGUGUCGGACUUCGACGACGACACGGAGGAAAAUUACGACUAUGAGAGGCCGCACAGGUACGGCGGGGCAGAUAAGCAUUACGAGCGGUGGAAAAAUUCUAGGCGAUACGCGUCCUCCAGGAAAGACUGGAGAUACAGAACAAGCGGCUAUUACGGUGCGAAGAGACAUCGCAUGGAGGAUCGUGAGGACACCGCCGAACGUGGCGAUGUGACGAGAUGGAUGAACGACUGGAAGAGGACAAAUUCCUCGGACGCAAAAUAUCAUUUUUCGAAGGAAAAGGACGACCGAAAGACGGAAGAGGACGAAGAUUAUGAAGAUCACGGGGGGCUCGAGGAAGAUGACAAAGAUGAGAACGAGGACGAUAUCUGGAAGGAUAUCGACGACGAGAAAAACGAAGAUAACGAGGAGGAAGAGCUCGAUAAUGAUUUUUACAAAAACGAGACAAAGCCACCCUUGAAAACCUAUGACGAUAUCAUCAGAAGACUCACAUCCGACGACCCGACUACUCCGAGGGCCACCGUGAAAAGAGAUUACCGGAACACCGAAUCGAAUAAGCACGUGAAGCGCGACGGCCACAAGAAUCUCAAGUACGAGCCGAGAAACGUUUCUAGACCGGUGGAACUCGUCACGAGCGCGCCUCGUGUCGCCAGUACCACGUCCAAUUAUUUCGGAAAUAAGCGAACUGCGGAGAACUCGACCAUCAAAUCCGCCGGACAUAAACCCUCGAGGAACACGGUCGGUGAUGUGGUCAAGGGUCACAAUCGGGAGGAGGGCAAGACCGGCGAUACCCGGGUUAAGACUAAAAGCCUCGAGCAGGAUUACGACGAGUAUCUGAAUAAUCCGGAUAACGAAAAGGAAGAUGAUCUCGUCAAAGCUGGGAUUGAGGACGAUUCGCCUAUGCAGGCGGAUGUCACUAAUACGGAUUACACCGAUGACGACAACGGCGGGGAGGACGAGGUCGAUACCUUCACCACGCCGACUACUACCACAACCACUACGACGACAACUAAGACGACGGUGACGCCGAAGCCGUCGCUCGGGCAGCAGUACGAUUACAAGGACCCGAGAGCCUACAAUAGCGGCACCGGGGCGCAGUAUAACGGGUACCAAGCGAAAAACGACUAUCCGCCGAUGUCUGCUUACAGCGCUGAAAAGUGGCAGACGCUCGGCACUCACGAGGGCGUCAAAGAGACCAGAAGCAACAUGCAGCAGUACAACAAAAACGGAAAGAGUGCUGAACAGCAAGCGGCCGCUGAUUACGCUCGGAAAGUCCACAGGGAAGGCAGCUGCCAGUGGCCACGCGCGAGAGUCAUUCCGGUUGGUAACAUCUAUCCGAGCUCGUCGAUCACCUACAUUCCACACUGCGUCAUAUUGCACAGGUGCUCGGACGACACCGGAUGCUGCAGAUCGGACACGCUCACCUGUGUGCCGAAGCACUCUCAUCGCGUCGAGCUUUUCUUCUUCACCACGAACGUUGUUGUGGGUGGCAAAGUCGAGAAGCUAUCGUUCUACAAUCACACGGAAUGCGAAUGCAUAAAGAGAUCCAAGUACGACACGGAGAACGAGAGACCCGCGGACCAGAGAGUCGACCGGCAUCAGUCCUCGUUGCCUCCUCAAAAUAUGAAGAAAUCGCCAGCGAAAAAACCAUGUCGUUGCCCAUCUGAAUUCAAGCCGAGGAUCACGAUGGAAGGCAUUUGUCAAUGUGACUGCCACGAGAAUAAUGAAAAUUGCAUAAGGUUCAAACGCGGGAAGGGAUUCUUCUCCCUCGCGGACAGAGGAUGCAUCGACACGUACGUAUGUGCGGUACCUAACUGCGAGUUCGGUGAGUACAUCAAGAGAACUGGGAGGUGUCCGCGGAAGAGGGACACUUUCGACGCGAUGACGGACUACCACACGAAUAUCCAUCAUCAUCGAUUCAGAAGCUAGACGCACCCAGAGAUGGCAGCGGGUAAGCGAAGAGGACGAGAAUGACGAUCGCGUUGAGAUGCGAUCCUAGUGCCAAUGAAGAACGGAGAUAGCAUCGCGACGAAGCGCACGGGAAACCGAUGGUGCCAUUUUCUUUCUAUUUUGUUUUAAAUGCCUUCGUCAGAGAGAGAGAGAGAGAGAGAGAGAGAGAGAGAGAAAGAGAGAGAGACUCGCUACGUGUACAUGUGCGCAUAUAUUGUGUAUAAAAAAUGUACGUCGUUGUCUAGGCACGCGUAUAUAUCGUCGUCGCUUCUUUUUUUUUCUCUUUCUUGCCGCGAUCGGCGAGGAUACGAAGUGAUAAUGAUCGUCGACUUUCGGUACCGGUGAUCGUCUCGCGGAGGACAGUGAAAGUAUUUCGAUGUUUAAUUGAUUCAAUUAUAAUUUUAUAUGUAGCGUUCGAUGUUCACACGGUGGUUCUCUACCGCGCGAGAGAAAAUAAGUGUUGGAUGUUCAAUUAUAAGAUUUCGAGUCGUUAAGAUAAGAAGAUAACAUUCUAUAUAACUGAAGCGAUUUCUUCUAGGGUAGAGCGAUAUAUAUAGAUAUAUAUAUAUAUAUAUAUAUAUAUAUAUAAAUUAACGAUUGCACUACGAAAUUACCAGUGACGAGAUGCGAAGUGCUUCUAGUAAUAAUUUUCGUGGAGGGGAAGUGACUGCCUUCUUUGAGCAGGAAUUUCGUCGGCGAGAGGAACUCGCUGAAAAAAAAUCGCACGUAAUUAUAGACGUAGAUCUGAGGAGGGUGCGAUAACGUCUUUUAAGCUAAUGGUAAUUUUAUGCGAUAAGCGAUACCGCGAGUAUCAUAGUUUACGCUGAGAAGAAGACCUCGGACGCGAGCCUAGUCUGAGAUCCUGUUUCCGUUCUGCGCGAGAGAAUUUCUCGGUUCGUUGGAUCACGCAUGGUCGACCGAAUUUGGCGAGCCUGAAUCUUCCCCUACCUCUCCCCUCCCUCCCCCCCCCUGUCCCAAUAUCCUCUAAUUUCUACUUCUUCAAUUAGACUGUACGAAACGUAAUUAUGUAAUGUGCUCAUUAAAAUAACUUUUGCGCCGAAAUUUACGCGAUAGUGAUACGCGACGAGUAAGAAAUACCAAAGCACACGCGCGAAACGCAGAUAACGAGCGGUCGCGCAGAAUCGAAACAGAUCGUUAAUAAUGUAACCACAUUUUGUAUGUUACACGAUUACAGAAUUAUCUCUAUUGUAUUUAAUCGAAGCAUUGAUGUACGCCCCAUUUUCGUUAAUUUAAUAUUUAAUCAAUAAACAGAGCGAGGAAGAGAUAGAGAGAGGGGGGGGGGGAAAGGAGAGGACUGAUUGUGAGCUCUGUUCUUGCACCUCUGCACAGGUGAUAAUAACACGAGGAGGAUAUCCAUCCUAACGCUGCGAAACGGCGCAGCCGCGCGUUGUUUGUAACUUUGUAUUUUCUAUGUUAUUAAUAAAAACAGCAAAAUCACAAAGAACUACGGUAGACCAAUUGUGUACGUCGAAACGUAAAUGCGUGCUUGGACGAUGCGACUGUCGGCGAGAAAGUAGUCGUUGUAUUGUUAAUACCGUCGCUUCUUUACUACGUGACUAUAAUAUAAUCUGAGAAUAUAAAAUAUAAUACUAUAUGCGA